CCCGUUCUUCCUCGUUCUACGUCGCACGCGUUUUAUCUGUACCGCAGAAACCGCGCGUCCGUCCGUUUAAAAACUUGAUCGAAGCCUGUUUUCGUCGGGCAGAGAUUCGAGCAACUUUCAGCCGAUCGGAUCGAGAAGACGAAGGUGCGGACGGGAACGUUGUGAAAAAAAUCGGUGGUCGUUCAUUUAAACGAAACGUUCUUAAAUAGUGGGGGAACUAGUUGACCGUGACUUCGGCUAAACCAUCAUUGCCCAUUGGCACUGUCAGUCCGCAUCCCGGUCUUGGACACAACGGCCACGAAUUUCGCUAGCGCACGAUUAUUCAAGGAUCGGCCAGCAAUUCCAAGAAUCGUUUCGAUCGCGCGAACCGACGCAUCGGAAAUGAUCAAAUCGAUCGUCUCGAGCUUCUUGCUUCUCCAAGCGCUGACACUGUACGCUGCCCAUGCACAGAACGCGGGAUCGGGCUCGAGAUGCACGACGCCGCUCGGCAGGAACGGCGCGUGCAUCGGCAUUCGACAAUGCCCGGUGUUGCUGCACAUCCUGCAAAUACAACCGAUUCCACCGGGAACCGUGGAAUUUUUGAGGCGAUCGCGGUGCAGCGCCGAGGGAGAGGAGCUGCGCGUCUGCUGUCCACUGGGAGUCGGAGAACCGGGUUUCGACACGUCUUCCCGGGGCGAUCAAGACAACACCGCGGGAGGGCAAACAACGAAUCCUGGUAUCGAUCGGAACAAUCCGAAUCCUGGAUACGUCACCGAUCCGAGCGCGCCGUACGAUCUGUCCAAUAAUUCCUUGCUACCGACCGAAUGCGGCAAGGACUUGUCUCAGAGAAUCUUCGGCGGAGAGCGCACCGACAUCGACGAAUUUCCUUGGAUGGCUCUCUUGGAAUACGUGAAACCGAACGGAAGGCAGACGGCUUGCGGAGGAGUGCUGAUCAGCAAGCGUUACGUUCUGACGGCGGCGCACUGCAUCGUGGGCAAGGAUCUGCCCAAGACCUGGCGAUUGGAGAACGUCCGCCUGGGAGAGUACAACACCGACACGCAUCCCGAUUGCAUACAAGACGGGGACGUGAUCCUGGUCUGCGCGGACGACCCGAUCACCGUCGGUGUGGAGGAGCAGAUCGCGCACGAGUACUACCGACCGGCCUCGAGGGACCAGACGUACGACAUAGCGUUGCUCCGGUUGACGCGGGACGUCUCGUUCAGCAACUACGUGAAACCGAUUUGCUUGCCGCCGAACGGGGACAUCCCGAACCAGCAGAAUUUGUACACCGCCGGCUGGGGAAAAACGGAGAACAGGUCGUCGUCGAGCGUCAAGUUGAAGGUCUCGCUGCCGCUCGUCCAGAGGCAACAAUGCCAGACGAAGUACAGCAACUCCGGAGUGAACCUCGGCGACACGCAGAUCUGCGCCGGAGGCCAGAAGGGAAAGGAUUCCUGCAGAGGAGACUCGGGCGGACCACUGAUGGCCUUGGAGAGAACUCGAGAGGGCAAAGGGAAAUGGUCGGUCAUCGGGGUCGUCUCGUUCGGACCGUCGCCCUGCGGCAUGCCCGGAUGGCCCGGCGUCUACACCAAAGUCGCCGACUUCGUGCCUUGGAUCCUCGGCAAGAUGAGAAGCAAAAGAAUAAAGAGUAGAGAGUACAGAGGAAAAAGUAAAGAGGAAACGUACAUACACCGAGCAAGCAUGACUCGCUGUAUUCUUCUUCCUGUACUCGUGAUUCUUUUCCUGCACAGGUCCAUCGCACAAGAACGAUGCAACACGCCCGAGAACAGAGCCGGCUUGUGCAUCAACGUGCGGAAUUGUCCGCGAGUCGUUCAACUUUUGCUACAGAAGCCCUUGACCAAAGAGGCUCUGAACUACUUGCGAAGCUUGCAAUGCGACUUCGAGGGAAGAGAUCCGAAAGUUUGCUGCGAACAGCAGGUUCCGGUGGUGCCGGAAAUCACGACGAAAAGUCCGACCUCGUCGACCGCGAACGUGCCGGAUCCUCCGAACGUAUCGAACCACCCGAACUUGGCGAUGAUAAACCAAGACUUCUGCGGUCCGGCAACCACGCCGAAGAUUUUUGGCGGAAACAAAACCGGCGUACUCGAAUUUCCGUGGAUGGCGUUGCUGGCUUAUGAAACCGGCAGCGCAGUUCCGGAAUUCAAAUGCGGAGGAUCGCUGAUCAACAAGCGAUACGUGCUAACCGCUGCUCACUGCGUUACAAGACUACCCUCUGGUACAAGACUCAUCGGUGUUCGAAUAGGAGAACACGAUUUGUCCACGGAACGGGACUGCGACAAGGACGAGGACGGACUCGAGUCGGUCUGCGCGGAGAGAUACCAAGACUUUGGCUUGGAGAGCGUGCAUUUUCAUCCCGAUUACAUGCCGAGGACGGCGCAGAACGACAUCGCGUUGCUGCGAUUGAACGGAGACGCCGAUUUCAGGCCGAAGAACGUGAGGCCGAUCUGCUUGCCGGUCGGCUUCAACUCCACUCUGCCUCGGAAAAAGGUAAUAGUGACCGGUUGGGGCACGACGGAGACCGGCAUGCGCAGUCAGGCCCUGCUGCAGGUGAAGCUAACGGUCGUCGGCACCGAGGAGUGCGCGCAAGCCUACAAAGGCAGAACGCAAAUUUGGCACAAGCAGCUGUGCGCGGGCGGUACCAAGACCGCGGAUGCGUGCCCCGGGGAUAGCGGUGGACCGCUUCAGAUACCGACCAUGUUGAACAACGACGUGAAAUCCGUUCAGUUCGGGAUCGUCAGCUUCGGCCUCCGGGGUUGCGCCGUAGAAGGAGUCCCCGGCGUCUACACCAACGUUGCCUAUUACAUGGACUGGAUCUUGAACGUUAUUCGAUCUUAAACCGUUCGAAUAACCUUCGACCGAUCGAUUACCCGAUUCCGCAAAAUCGUCGAUGCGCCGUCAUAGAUAUAGAUGUAACUGUACCCUAUGGUCGCGCCCCGGUCAUUCUAUAUUUUGACCUUUUCAAAUUUUAUCCUAACAUUAAUAAUAAAUUGCCAUCGAUUGAA
Messenger RNA from Megalopta genalis, 2999 nucleotides. Its product is annotated as CLIP domain-containing serine protease B10. Lineage: Eukaryota; Metazoa; Arthropoda; Insecta; Hymenoptera; Halictidae. Gene Ontology annotation, molecular function: serine-type endopeptidase activity. The record is from RefSeq and is a predicted model, not a curated record. Gene Ontology annotation, biological process: proteolysis.